Ceratina calcarata is the source of this 1316-nucleotide messenger RNA. Its product is annotated as SPRY domain-containing SOCS box protein 3. The record is from RefSeq and is a predicted model, not a curated record. Lineage: Eukaryota; Metazoa; Arthropoda; Insecta; Hymenoptera; Apidae. Gene Ontology annotation, cellular component: SCF ubiquitin ligase complex. Gene Ontology annotation, biological process: proteasome-mediated ubiquitin-dependent protein catabolic process. The coding region runs from base 268 to 1203 and encodes 311 amino acids. Gene Ontology annotation, molecular function: protein binding. The transcript has 5 exons.
AGCAUGUAUAGCAAGUAUAACGCGUUAUUUUCGUGUGGGACGUGUGUGUCUGUGUAUGCACUGAUACGUACGUAUGUAUGUAUACCAUGCAUACGAUAGCCUCGCGUGCAAGAGUAACUUUUGCGGUAAUUAAAAAUGAGUGUUGAUUAUAAGCAAAUCAAAGUGCAAUAACACACUGUGGCCUGUGGUGUAGUACAUAUGUAGUUUAUUCGUAACGCGUCGUGUAAAGAUAGUCGAUUGGCAGUGGAAGUAUUUGAUCUCGAGACUAUGGAUUUUCAGUAUGAUCCUGGCUGGUUAUCUCAGUAUUCAAAGUUUUGUAAUUGCAGUUCGGAGAAUUGUCGUUGCGGCGAAGAAAACGAGCACGAAUGGGCAUGGGACGAGGAGAAUGCUCUCUACACGAAUUUAUCGGAAAACAAUUUGGAAGUGGAAUUUCAUAAUGGAUACAGUUACGGUACGGCAGCUGUAAGAGGUACCAGGAUGUUGGAGAAAGGGAGGCACCACUACUGGGAAGUCAAGAUGCUUACCUUUAUUUAUGGAACAGACGUUAUGGUCGGCGUCGGAACGAGUAAAGUGGAUUUAAAUAGUACGAAACAUGUCUUUUGUUCCUUUCUCGGACUGGACAAAGAAUCUUUUGGCUAUUCGUAUAAAGGAUACAUACAACACGGUGGUGAAAAACGCAGCUAUGGCCCUUGCUUUGGACAAGGCAGUUUGGUAGGGGUGCACUUGGACACGUGGAGGGGUACCUUAGAAUUUUUCUUAAACAGGAAACCGCUUGGUAUCGCUUUCACUGGAUUAAGGGACGUCGCACUAUACCCUAUGGUAGGCUCCACAGCUGCUCAGAGUAGGAUGAGAUUGACGCACAGUUGUUCUGCACCAGUGUCUUUACAAUUGGAUUGUCUCUCAGUAUUAAAGUCGUCCCACCGAGCAUAUUUAUCAGCAAUGUUUCCUGGAUUGCGACACCUUACUCAAAGCAUUUUUGCAGAUAUAUUAAAGACUGACGAAAACGAAGAUGACGAUGAGGAUGACGAUGACGGUGGUGUUGGCGGCGCCAGUGAAAAAGAUGAAUUUGAAUUUCAAAGGGACUAUAUGAUUUUAGAUGAGUUUGACUUCGCUCUGGUAGGCAUCAGUAGAAAGAAAAAGAAAAAGAGAAAGUCUGGUAAUUACGCUGUAGCUAAGACGAAUAUAACAUUGAAUGGUCUAUAAAACUUUGUCACGAUAUAUAACCUGGCUGAAAUGUUUGUACACCUUCCACCGUGGUUUUGUAAUAUAUUGUACAUAUAUACAGCGAUUAAAACAUUGUUAUUCAGUAAAAGUAA